AUGUCUUCUAUCCCACGCUCUCUAUCUCGCCUAUUGCGCAAACAAACACCAGCGACAGCAGCGCAGGUCUCCAGAAUUACAACUGUCCCAAUCCGCAGUGCACAAACCCAAGCCGCCCCAUCAGCGCUCAAGAGCACACCACCACCAUUCCAACAUGCCCACCAACAGCCCCCAUCCACAUCCACACCUACUUCCAAAAGCCGCGACGCUAACGACGACAUAAUCGCCAACCACCCAAUCCUGCACACCCUGCGCCAGGACCGCAGCCUAAAAGAAACCCGCCCCCACCUCUCAAUGCCACCUACCCUGCGCCCGUCGCACUUCGUUGCAGGCACACUAGCCGGCGAGGGAAAGCUCACUAGUGCACCUUAUAUGUUCCUAUCCCAACACUCCAAGCGUGACAAAAAUGUCAAUGCGGAACCGCGCCAGAGCCGUGGCGUGACGGUCUUCCACACAGGCAGGCAUAUGUGUGGACAUCCGGGGUACGUGCACGGCGGGUUCCUAUCCGUGAUGUUCGACGAGGUAUUUGCGCACACCGUUGCGCAGUCAUUUCGGAGUGGGACGGGGAUGACGGCGAAUCUCAACGUGGAUUUCCGGAAGCCGGCCCUACCGGGGCGUGUGUAUGUGCUGCGGGCUGAGACGGUCAAAGUAGAGGGGAGGAAGGCGUGGGUUGAAGGGACGAUGACGAUGAUGCCGGCAGGUUCGGGGGGCGAGGAGGAGGCUGUGCUUGUUGCGGAGGCUAGAGCGUUGUUUAUCGAGCCGAAGUUUGCUGAGAGAUUCCCCUAUUUUAGGCUCCUUCUCAAGCCGAAGACACAGCUGGUCGUCGAAAAAGAAUGA
Molecule: messenger RNA, 837 nt
Organism: Aspergillus versicolor CBS 583.65
Lineage: Eukaryota; Fungi; Ascomycota; Eurotiomycetes; Eurotiales; Aspergillaceae
Product: PaaI family thioesterase
Exons: 2
Coding region: 1-837 (278 amino acids)
Source: RefSeq, a predicted model, not a curated record